This is a messenger RNA of Echinococcus granulosus, 4191 nucleotides long. RefSeq lists its product as hypothetical. Gene Ontology annotation, molecular function: protein binding. Gene Ontology annotation, cellular component: adherens junction; postsynaptic membrane; postsynaptic density. The transcript has 29 exons. The record is from RefSeq and is a predicted model, not a curated record. NCBI's taxonomy places the organism in Eukaryota, Metazoa, Platyhelminthes, Cestoda, Cyclophyllidea, Taeniidae. The coding region runs from base 1 to 4191 and encodes 1396 amino acids. Gene Ontology annotation, biological process: neurotransmitter receptor transport, endosome to postsynaptic membrane; neurotransmitter receptor transport postsynaptic membrane to endosome.
AUGUUUAAGUGUUUGCCCUUCAUAAAGGGGUGUGGAACACAGAUUGAUACCAUAGAAAAGAGUCAUGCCAGUUUGACUUCGGUCCCUGACGACGUCCUUAGAAGCUAUAGGACACUAGAGGAAUGCAAAUUGGAUGCGAAUCAGAUUAAAGAACUGCCAAACGUAUUUGUAAUGAUAAUCCAGGCAUUUUUUCGGCUAGAACGAAUCCGAAUCCUUUCAGUUAGUGAUAAUGAACUUACUCGUAUUCCUCCCGGUAUUGGGAAUUUUUCUUAUCUCGUGGAGCUUGAUAUUAGUCGAAAUGAUAUCAGUGAACUCCCAACCAGCUUAAGGCUUUGUGAUUCGCUACAAGUUCUUGAUGCGAGUAACAAUGCCUUGAAAAUGUUGCCAGAAGGGUUCUCGCAACUUCGGAGUUUGCGUGUUCUCAGUUUGAAUGAUGUAUCACUAUACGAGCUGCCCGCUGACUUCGGAGGGCUAAAAAAGCUGCAAAAGUUGGAACUUCGUGACAACUAUUUGAACAGUCUUCCGGUUACGUUUGGCGAACUCGCUAGUUUGGAGUUUCUCGACCUUGGCGGCAAUGAUUUUAGCACAAUGCCACCUUCCAUUGGAUGUCUUCAAAAUCUUCUCGAGUUAUGGCUUGACGACAAUCAAAUGACGUCGCUUCCCGAUGAAAUUGGCAAUCUACAUGCACUGCAACAAAUGGAUGUCUCGGAGAAUCGUCUCACUUCCCUUCCAUCCACAAUCGCUGGGUUGACCUCUCUUGCUGACCUCAACUUAACCCAGAACUUUCUCGACUGCCUCCCUGAUGAAAUCGGCCAGUUGGCCAAUCUGAGUGUCUUCAAGCUGAACCGCAAUCAAUUGGUAGACUUGACACCAGCUAUCGGAAGGCGAGCCCUGCCGAACACGAUUGGCAAUCUGACAAAGAUGUUCCAUUUUAACGUGACCAAGAACCAGCUUGUAGAAUUACCCCCUGAGAUUGGAAAGUGUGUGGCACUACAAAUUCUCUCCCUUCGUGAUAAUAACCUCCGUCGAAUACCUUCGGAAAUCGGCAACCUCACCCAACUCCACGUUCUCGAUCUGGCAGGCAAUCGACUUGAUCGACUUCCAGUUUCGCUCAUGUCAUGCCCACUGAAGGCCCUCUGGUUGGUUCAGAGCCAGGCCCAACCGAUUUCACUCCAACGCGCUGUGGACGAGAACAGUGGGGAGGAGUACCUAACCUGUUACCUCCUGCCACAGGAAGCCGAUGACAAUGUCUGUCGUAAUGGACUGCCUUCGUCAAACGCCUCUAGCCCGGGAGCAACAUCGAAUCAAUUUAAGAAGGAACUGGAAUCCACCAAUGGAACUCUUCUGCCCACUACGCAAAUCCCCUCCGGAACCUCCUCCAUCAUCAAUUUGGAGGACGAAAAGGGGGUAGGUGAGGAGCAGGAGGGGGAAGAGGAGGACGAGACAACACGAGAGCCAACUUCGGCAUCCACUCGAGUUCGAUUUACUGCCGAGGAGGGCGUUACCAAGGCCACCAACGAUGCAGCGGCUCGUGAGUACCCCAAGACGAGGCAUCCAAUGCACCUGAAGAAGGUCAUACUAAAUGGCGAGCUCGCGCACAAAGUGAGUGACAACACACCAUGUCUGCCCUCUAAUGGUCUUGACUUGCAACCGAAGGCGGACCAGAACACGUCUCAUGGCCGACUUCAGGAGUAUCCUGUGCCUGUGUGCAAGCAUCCAGACAUCCAAGGGGAGGAUUCUUCAGUGUCGAUUUAUCUUCGCCACCAGGAUGGACCUAAACGCAUCCUGGGCUCGAGUUCUGCCGCUAGUACUUCGCCUUUGUAUGCCAAUACUCGUCCCUGCAAUCGCAUCGAGCUGGUGAACGACUGUGUUGGCAGUCUCAGCUCCGAUCUUGGCUCGCCCAUAUCUACUGGCAGUUCAGGCGGCAUCGACGAGCUGCUCUCGCCAAACGCUACCGUCUCCGCCGCUUCCACCUCGUUAUCUAGAAAACUGUGUCGUCAUGGCGCUGAGGGAGGCGUGGCUUUCGCUGAGACUCCUGGCGAACAUCGGUUUGUCACUGGUAAGGGGCAGGAGGAAGAUGAGGAGCAGGCAUAUAGCAGCGGUGGGGAGGAGAUUGACACAAUCACCAAGUCUGUGGCCUUCAGCGACGAAGUGAUCGACAAUGAGGCCAACGCUAGCCAGAAGUUAAUACGCCGUGAUACCCCGCAUUACACCAAACGCGCCCGCAUUCACAUGAACAAUGAGGAGGCUGUGCUCAAACUCUUGAAAAAGUAUCACGACCCCUCUGUAGUGGACGCCUUUGCGGACGGCAAUGCUCCGGAGAACGUGAAGACCACCAACGCCCUCCUUAUGGUCGCCGCAGCGGCCGCUGCCGCAUCGGGAAGUGGUGGUGGAACAAUGGCAUCGACCGACUCGCAAUUCACUACAGAUUCUCAGACCUCCGCGCCACCCACACCAGCUCCAACGUCGCAGCAACCACCACUGCCGAAAACGGAGCAAGUCACCCUCCACGUAACCCUGGAGCGUGUGCCGGGUGGCGGUUUGGGUCUGAGUAUUGCGGGGGGCGUGGGUUCGGUACCCUUUCGUGGUCUCGAUCAGGGCAUCUUUGUUAGUCGACUGGCUCCUGGGGGCCUUGCCGAAAUCUCUGGUUUGAAGGUUGGCGACAAACUACUCGAGGUGAACGGGGUGAGUAUGGUCAACGUGGAGCACCAGGUGGCAGUGAGUGCACUUCGCACCGACUCCACGCGCUUCAAGCUCCUCCUCUGUCGCGAAGUGCCCGUGAUCACCCAGCCCCUACCCAGCGAUUCCGACGCACCCACCUCCACCGCAUCCCCCACCAUCGCACCCAUCGCAGCAACACCACCACCACCCUACGUGAUGGAUCCACAAAGGGCGCAUAAUCUACCCUCCAGUCUACUCAAUACCACCUCCCUGGGUCGCAACAUUCCCAACGCCACUGUCCCAUUCGUGCAGGCUGCUCCUAUGGCCAUGCAGUUAAUUAAAUGUACGCUGCACCGAGACUGGAGCGGAUUGGGCUUCAGCAUUGCUGGCGGCCGCGGUCUCCUCGGUCAACAGGCCGACACAUCGACCAUCUACAUCAGUCGCAUCGUGGAGGGUGGUGCAGCUGAUAAGGCGGGCAAGCUGCGCAUUGGAGAUCAAUUGUUCAAAAUAAACGGCAUUGAUGUGCGGAAUGCGCGGCACGACCAGGUGAUAACCCUGCUGACGGGUGCUGGACCGAAAGUGGAGCUGGAAGUACUACGCAAACUCACUGCGCCUAAUACUUCAAGUGCUCCCUACAUUUCUGGUUUGGGCGAAGGCUUCUCGCGUACCCCCUCGUUGGCCGCGGGACCGCAGUUCUUGCACAAAGAGGAGGGUCUGGACGUCUAUCGGGUCACCCUCAAGCACCGACCUGGCAAGAGCCUCGGCCUACGCAUCUGCGGUGGCUGCGAUACUUCGUCUUUGCCCUUCGGUGGUGACUCUCCCGGUGUUCAGGAAGGGGGUGAAGCAAAGGAGGCCGGUCUUCGUGUGGGCGACCGCCUGUUGAGCGUCAAUGGCAGAGAUUUGCGUCGAGUGACCCACGAUGAAGCCGUAGCUGCUCUCAUGCCCUCCGGCGUCGCGGAAGAAUCCCUCAUACUUGAAAUUCGACGCGACCCCUCUCCUCCUGGUCUACGAGAGGUGGUGAUUUCCUGCCCUUCAGACGAGCCAGUGGGGUUGAGUUUGAUGAGUCUUCGCCCUACACUACUCUCACCGGCUCAUUCUUGCUCUCGAAGUGAUGAAAGAUCGGUGAAUGAGGAAACGGAAGGCAUUUUUGUGCGUCAGAUCACCCCAGAAAGUCCCAUUGCCCGGGACGGUCGGGUAAAACCCGGCGAUCGUUUGUUAGUGGCAAAUUCAGAGUGGGUGAUGAGUCUAGAGCCUCAAGAACUGGUGGAGGUGCUCCAUCCGCAGGAGGGCACCUUAAGUCUAACCCUCUGUGACGGAAUCGACAUCUCAAGUUUUGGUGAGGUCUUCUCCUCCAGACAGCCUGUUUUCAGUAACCUCUCUUGCCACCUCAUCGAUUGCGAUGGCCAAGUUCAGGAGAGUGUUCGACCCCUCAAGAGUGUUACCCCGUCACAGGACUUGUCUCUUGGCUCGCCGAUUGAAGCGCUUCCCUCCUUCAAGGACCGCAUGCAGUUCUUUGAGAUGGCUCACUAG